AUGGCCCCCACUUUCAAACUUCAGUGUCACUUCAUUCUGAUCUGCCUGCUGGCUCUAAGAGGAGAGAGCCGGUACCUGGAGCUGCGGGAAGCAGUGGACCACGACCCUUUUCCACACCUCGCCGGUGGCGCCAGUCCGAAGCGGGAGCUGGAGGGGGAGCCGCUGUACCGCCGCGCUCUGCGGUGCGUGGACAUGCUGAGCCUCCAGGGCCAGUUCACCUUCACCGCCGACCGGCCGCAGCUACACUGCGCCACAUUCUUCAUCGCAGAGCCGGAGGAGUUCAUCACCAUCCACUACGAUCUGGUCUCCAUCGACUGUCUGAGGGGGGACAUCCUGCAGGUAUUUGAUGGUUGGAUUCUCAAGGGGGAGAAAUUCCCCAGUUCCCAGGAUCACCCCCUCCCCACAACUGAGAGGUACGUAGAUUUCUGUGCCAGUGGUCUGAGCAGAAGGAGCAUCAGAUCCUCCCAGAACGUGGCCAUGAUCUUCUUCCGGGUCCAUGAGCCAGGAAACGGAUUCACAAUAACCGUGAAGACAGAGCCUAACCUCUUCCCCUGCAAUAUCAUCUCCCAGACCCCGAAUGGAAGGUUUACUCUGGUCAUGCCACAUCAGCAUCGCAACUGCAGCUUCUCCAUCAUUUAUCCUGUAGCGAUCAAAAUAUCCGAUCUCACCCUGGGACACUUAAAUGGUCUGCAGUUAAAGAAGUCCUCCGCAGGCUGUGGGGGAAUAGGAGACUUUGUGGAGCUGCUGGGAGGAACUGGUUUGGACCCUUCCAAGAUGCUGCUUUUAGCUGAUCUCUGCUACCCUUUACAUGGCCCAGCCCAGAUGAAAGUUGGCUGUGACCACACGGUGCUGCGCAUGGUCUCCAGUGGAAAACAUAUAAAUCGUGUGACUUUUGAGUAUCGUCAGCUGGAACCAUAUGAGCUGGAAAACCCGAAUGGAAACAGUAUCCAGGAAUUCUGUUUGUCUACCCUUUGA
This is a messenger RNA of Budorcas taxicolor (takin), 975 nucleotides long. RefSeq names its product corticotropin releasing hormone binding protein (gene CRHBP). Gene Ontology annotation, biological process: negative regulation of corticotropin-releasing hormone receptor activity; negative regulation of corticotropin secretion; hormone-mediated signaling pathway. The transcript has 7 exons. Gene Ontology annotation, molecular function: corticotropin-releasing hormone binding. The record is from RefSeq and is a predicted model, not a curated record. Lineage: Eukaryota; Metazoa; Chordata; Mammalia; Artiodactyla; Bovidae. The coding region runs from base 1 to 975 and encodes 324 amino acids.